UCCUUAGAACACUACAACAAAACCUUCCAUGUCUCCCAUUCACUUAUAAUAACCUCUCCUCAUUUUCUUGAUUUGCACUAUUUCCCACUUUCCUCGUGCGCGUUAAUUAUCGAUCAAAUUUUCGAGAUCCUUUUUUUUUUUCCUUUGAACUAAAUUUGUUUUCUUGAUUUGGCUAUGGCGUCGUCAGGGAGUAGUACGACCGGCUCUCCAUGCGGGGCAUGCAAGUUCUUGCGUCGAAAAUGCGCGUCGGAUUGUAUUUUCGCCCCUUAUUUUUGCUCGGAACAAGGGGCCGCGAGGUUUGCCGCGAUUCAUAAGGUGUUCGGUGCGAGUAAUGUGUCGAAGCUGUUAUUACAUGUACCGGUUGCUGAUCGUUGUGAGGCUGUUGUUACUAUUGCUUAUGAAGCUCAAGCUAGGAUUAGAGACCCUGUUUAUGGCUGCGUUGCUCAUAUCUUUGCCUUGCAACAACAGGUGGCAUGUUUGCAAGCUCAAUUGAUGCAAGUGAAGGCUCAAGUAGCACAAAACAUGGAGAAUCAAUGGCAGGGAAAUGUUAAUGGAAUGACGUCAGCAUUUGUUGGUAAUAGUUAUAAUAAUCCAAUGUGUUCACAGGGCUCAAUUGAAGGAAUAAUUAGAAUGCAAGACAUUCAAAGAAGCAGAGAAGAAUAUGGGUACCAAUUUAGUACUAAUUCCAAGAUUAGAACAUUCGAUUGUACUGAGUUGGGUGAGCUUGAAGAGAUUGCUCUUCGGAUGAUGAGAAAUUAAUUAUUUAAUGUUUUGUUUUCAUUUUUUUUUAAUUUUGCUCAGAAACAUGGAUCUUGUACAUAUUGAGAGAUCAUAAGAAAAUAUAUUUCAUGUUGUGUCGCGUCAUUUGUAAUUUAAUAAGAUAUGUGAAUUUCCAAUAA
Messenger RNA from Mercurialis annua (annual mercury), 899 nucleotides. RefSeq names its product LOB domain-containing protein 16-like. Lineage: Eukaryota; Viridiplantae; Streptophyta; Magnoliopsida; Malpighiales; Euphorbiaceae. Gene Ontology annotation, cellular component: nucleus. Gene Ontology annotation, biological process: hormone-mediated signaling pathway; positive regulation of DNA-templated transcription. The coding region runs from base 175 to 759 and encodes 194 amino acids. The record is from RefSeq and is a predicted model, not a curated record. The transcript has 2 exons.